GUCACUUCCUGCUCGGCUGUGUACGUUUGCAUGGCUGUCAUGUGGGCUUUUCCGUUGAACUACCUGGUUGACAAAUAUUAAUCUAUGCGGGGCUAUAUAGAUUGUCACUGUCAUAUAUCUGCUGCAGAUUUUGACAGUGACAUUGUUGAAGUCAUUGAGGAGUCUAAAGGGGCUGGGCUUGUUGCCCUGCUUGCUGUAGCAGAGCAUGCCGGGGAAUUUGAGAAGAUCAUACAGCUCUCACAACGGUUCCACGGAUUUGUUAUACCAUGUCUUGGAGUUCAUCCUGUCCAGUGUCAGGAUCCAGCACAACCCAGAGGAGCUGUACUUCAGGAUUUAGAUGCUGCGUUACCCCUGAUUGAUAAAUACAAGGAACACAUUGUGGCUAUCGGUGAGGUCGGCCUGGACUUUACGCCCCGUGUGGUCAGCAGUGAUGAGGGAAAAGACAGUCAGAGACAGGUGCUGAUUCAUCAGGCAAAUCUUGCAAAAAGGUUAAACCUCCCACUGAAUGUCCACUCAAGAUCUGCAGGAAGACCAACCAUCCAUCUUUUGAAGGAGUUAGGUGUCGAGAAUGCUCUGCUACAUGCAUUUGAUGGCAAACCCUCAGUUGCAAUGGAGGGUGUGAAAGCUGGAUUUUACUUCUCUAUACCUCCAUCUAUUGUAAGAAGUGAUCAGAAGCAGAAACUUGUGAAGCAGAUUCCUCUGGAGAGCAUGUGUUUAGAAACUGAUGCUCCUGCACUGGGACCAGAAAAGCAGGUGAGGAAUGUACCACGGAAUAUCAGUAUUAGUGCGGAAUAUAUCGCCAAAAUCAAAGGAAUACCUUUGGAGAGGGUCAUGGAGGUCACUACACAGAAUGCUCUGCGUCUCUUUCCUAAAUUAAAGACAUUUAUUAAAGCUUGACUUUCAAUGGAGAUGUAUUUGAACAAAUCGGGGGGGGGUUUGUUUAUCAAUAAAUGUGGUUCUGAAAAA
Messenger RNA from Triplophysa dalaica, 966 nucleotides. It is a transcript of the gene tatdn3l, whose product is annotated as putative deoxyribonuclease TATDN3. The transcript has 10 exons. Gene Ontology annotation, molecular function: hydrolase activity, acting on ester bonds. The record is from RefSeq and is a predicted model, not a curated record. Bases 85 to 897 code for a protein of 270 amino acids. NCBI's taxonomy places the organism in Eukaryota, Metazoa, Chordata, Actinopteri, Cypriniformes, Nemacheilidae.